This is a messenger RNA of Trichobilharzia regenti, 396 nucleotides long. NCBI's taxonomy places the organism in Eukaryota, Metazoa, Platyhelminthes, Trematoda, Strigeidida, Schistosomatidae. The record is from the annotation of a GenBank genome assembly.
AUGAUCAGUAAAAUAUGGUUGACUCUAUUAGCGUCAACUGUCUUAUAUGUCAUGUUUCUGCCACCAACCGAAUCGGGAUUUCUGAUGUGGCUUGUGUGUUGCUUCGCUCCAAACCACAUUAUUUGCAAAUUGUACUAUAAACCUGACGAAGCUAAGCAGGAACUACUUGAGCAAUACGGUCACCUCACUUCAUCAAAUGGUCAAACUCCACAUUUAUUACCUACUGUUUUUGACUCACCUGUAUGGUUUAAAUUACGAAAAUGUCAUUGUCAUUUUAGGGGACAUCGGGAACGGGAGGUUAAAAGUGAAAAAGAACGAAUAUUUUCAAGGUUUAAUCACAAUGGUCGGAUAGAAGUUACAAUUACUGACAUUUCACCUUAUAAAAUUCAUCUUUAA